This is a messenger RNA of Coregonus clupeaformis (lake whitefish), 2155 nucleotides long. Its product is annotated as toll/interleukin-1 receptor domain-containing adapter protein. The record is from RefSeq and is a predicted model, not a curated record. The transcript has 3 exons. Bases 731 to 1513 code for a protein of 260 amino acids. NCBI's taxonomy places the organism in Eukaryota, Metazoa, Chordata, Actinopteri, Salmoniformes, Salmonidae. Gene Ontology annotation, biological process: signal transduction.
CACAAAGUCAUGAACAGGAUUCCUGCAUGACUUUCUUCCUGUAGUGUUCGUAGUUCGCUAAAAUAUUUGAUUGCCUACUACAUUAUUUUAUUCUAGCCCAGACAACAAUAAUUACCACAUCCACAAAGUCUUAAAAAGGGUUACUGCGUCUGCAUGACUUCCUUCCUGUUGCGUACAUAGUUCGCUAAAAUAUUUGAUUUCCUACUACAUGAUUUGAUUCUAACCCAGACAAGAAUAAUGAAUCUGCAAUUCUAGGCUCGAGGCUGGACAACCAAGUAGCCUACGCAAGGAAACUUUUUAGUCUGUGGAGGAAUAGGCUAGACCUCUCCUGUCCUGCACUAUGGAUAAAAAAAACAGAUCUACAUUACAAUUUUAUGAGAGAAAUUGUGCCUUGUGGGAAUCAAGACAUUUAGACAAACAGUGAGCGGCAGCUGCUACAGAUUCAGCUUCCUCUUUUUCUGUUGAGAGUAUCAGGGAAACUUUUGGUGUGUUAUAUUUGCAAUUAUAGUACAUUUUUUGUAGUUAUAUACUGUAUUUAACUUUUAUUUUAUACUUCAUUCAUGAGCGUACAUGUUUUAUGUGAUCAACUCUCUGUUAAGUGCUUACUGUGUAUACAGAACAGCACAUCUAUUAAAAGAAAGAAAUCAAUCAAAUGUGAAGGAUAUUAGGGUACAUUUUUUCUUAUUGGAGGUACAAAAUUGCAAUAGUCUGGAGGUAUGAUGUCAAGAGCAUGUAUGGUUGGUUCCGUCGACUCUUAGUGAAACCUAAAAGAGAGUCUCCACAGAGCAGCCCGUCUCCACAUGUACCGGUCAGGACCCCAUCCCCUUCUGUCGAUGGUGCCUUAUCAUUGGCUACCACCUCCACUCCUAACCCACCACCACCUUUUCUGAGCUCCACGAUUCGUUGGAGCCAGACCUACGACGUGUGUGUGUGCCAUAGCCCUGUGGACAUUGAAGAAGCCAUCCGUCUGGCCUCUUACCUGGAGAACCCGCCAUGUGGCCUGCGCUGUUUCCUGCGGCAACGUGACGCCAACGUGGGGGGUGCCAUCCCCACUGAGCUAUGCCAGGCUGUGCAGAGCAGCCAUUGCUGGGCCCUUCUCAUCACCCCCAACUUCUUGCUGGAUGACUGGUGCCAGUACAUGAUGCACCAGGUGCUGUCUGAGGGGCCCAUGUCCAACCGGAUCAUUCCCCUGGUCCUGAACCUGCCUUACUCUCAGUACCCAAAGGAGCUACGCUUUUACUACUACAAGGACCUGAGCAAGAACCCAGAGCGAGGCUACACACAGGUGUACAAGACGGUGCUGAAGUACUUGGAGGACAUGGUUGAAGAAGAUGCUGAUAAAGUUGAUUGCAACAUGGAUAGUACUAGCAACAUAUUGGAAGGGGCAUCCUGUUCUCCAAGGACAAAACUGUCAUCAAACUAUCAGCAUUCUGCGCCUCUGCUUUCACUUCAAGAGAUUGAGAGGACAGAUGCUGCUGAUUCACAGGGCUAUUGUAAAUCGCAUGAUAGCUAGAAUAAAGAGGGUUGCUGACUGACUUAGGGAAAUCCCCUUAUGAAAAACACCCCACUGGGCACACACUGUUUGAAUCAACGUUGUUUCCACAUAAUUCAAUGAAAUUAUUUUGAACCAACCUAUAAUAGAUGUUAAAUUUACAUCUGUGCCCAGUGGGACUGCAAUGGUUGAUUGAUCUGACAUGAUCACAAUUAACUUAUUUUUUGUAUCAAGUUUCUUAUCAACAGAUGUAAAUAUUAAUACAUCUAAUCCAUGUUAUUGUGUGCAGACUUGCGAUCUCAAUGUACACUGAUUCACACAUGGUGCUCAAAAGCCAGUGUUAUGUGCAAUAGAAACCUACCUGGACAGGGUUUUCAGUGGAAUAAUAUGUAACCCAACAUGUGAGAGUGAUGCAAGAUAGUAGGACAGAACAUCCCUUUGGGACCAUUGAUGUUGCUUUGAUAUGUCAUAACCAAUUAUGUGUAAACCCUGGAUGACUGACAGGGGGCACUGUAUUGAAGCCACCGGGCAGCCAUCUUGGCACUCCUCCUCAAGUGUAAAAAAUAUUUUGGUUAUGACAUAUCAAAGUAUAUAAGCUAUAGAAAUGUAUUUAUUAAUGUCUACAUUCGUGUUUGAUAUGUUUAUUCUAUUAAAGACACCUUA